Ruditapes philippinarum (Manila clam) is the source of this 558-nucleotide messenger RNA. RefSeq lists its product as uncharacterized. Bases 1 to 558 code for a protein of 185 amino acids. The transcript has a single exon. NCBI's taxonomy places the organism in Eukaryota, Metazoa, Mollusca, Bivalvia, Venerida, Veneridae. The record is from RefSeq and is a predicted model, not a curated record.
AUGGGCAAUAACCUCUGGACUAAAGCAUUAUCAGUUCUUCUCGAGGGCAAAAACCUCUUUACUACAGCAGUAUCAGUUCUCUUCAAGGGCAAUGACCUGUUUACUACAGCAGUAUCAGUUCUCCUCAAAGGCAAUGACCUGUUUACUACAGCAGUAUCAGUUCUCCUCAAGGGCAAUUACCUGUUUACUACAGCAGUAUCAGUUCUCCUUAAAGGCAAUGACCUGUUUACUACAGCAGUAUCAACUGUUCUCGAGGGCAAUAGCCCCUUUACUACAGCAGUAUCAGUUCUUCUCAAAGGCAAAAACCUCUGUACUAAAGCAUUAUCAACUUUCUUCGAGGGCCAUAGCCCCUUUAGUACAGCAGUAACAGUUCUCCUCAAGGGCAAUAACCGGUUUACUACAGCAGUGUCAAUUCUUCUCGAGGGCAAUAACCUUUUUACUACAGCAGUAUCAGGUCUACUUGAAGGCAAUAGCCCCUUUACUACAGCAGUAUCAGUUCUCCUUGAAGGCAAUAGCCUCUUUACUACUGCAUUAUCAAUUCUCCAUCGUGAGCAAUAA